CAUUGACAUUUCUCUUCUUGCUCCAUUUCCCUUCUUUUUGUAAGAAGCAUUUUUUGUUCUUUAAUUCAAUUUCCAUUUGCACAGAAGAUGGAUACCACAGCAGCUCAAUUUCCAUACCCAUGGCAGCGUUGCAAAAUCAUUCACUUGGUGAGGCACGGACAAGCUAUGCAUAAUGUAGAAGGAGACAUUAAUCGUGAGGCACUGUUGUCUCCUCACCUAUUUGAUGCAGAACUCUCCCCACUUGGCCUGCAGCAGGUUGAUAGACUGCGAAAGGAAGUUCAUGCUAGUGGGAUGCUGAAGAGGAUUGAGUUAGUCGUCACUUCCCCUUUGUACAGAACAAUGCAAACAGCUAUUGGAGUUUUUGGUGGUGAAAGCCUUGGAGAAGGAGGGAAUGACAACUUUUCUGCAAUAUCAGCUGUCAGUUGGCCCCAAAUUAUGGCAGUUGAGCUUUGUCGAGACAAAAUGAUGGAUGGGGAAGAGGAUUCUCUGUGGAACCCGGACGUUCGAGAGCCCGAUGAAAAAGUUUCUGUGAGGAUGGCCCAGUUUAUGAAAUGGCUGUGGACAAGGCCAGAGCAGGAGAUUGUUAUUGUGAGCCAUGGCAUAAUCCUGCAGCAUAUACUGUAUGUACUUGGAAAUGACUCCCACCCAACAGUUAGAUCAGCUUUAUGCCAACGCUUUGGCAAUUGUGAGCUUCGUUCGGUGGUCAUCGUGGACAAAAGCCUUAUGGGAUCGGAUUCACCUCUUUGAUCACCAAGAGAAGUUGCAAAAGAGAACGCGUUAAGGAAGUUUCAAACUAAUUGGAGUCUCUGACUUUUGAAACAUUAGACUCACUGUGUCAAUAAUAGGGGGUAGUCUUAAGGAUUCUUUCAUCUUCUUACCAAAUUGCAUUCUUUUCUUUUUAAGGUUGUUUGAUCAAUUCAAGUCUGUUUCCAUUGUAAAAUAAUUGAUCGUUAACAUGUGUUCCCUAUUCUUUAUACAUGGUGAAUAAAUAUGUAUUUUGUCAAAUUCAAUGUACACUCAUUGUCCUGUUGGGCAAUUGUAAUUGGAGUGGAAUAAUUUAUGGAGAAUCAGCAUUUCUUCUUGUUUUCCUA
Molecule: messenger RNA, 1091 nt
Organism: Theobroma cacao (cacao)
Lineage: Eukaryota; Viridiplantae; Streptophyta; Magnoliopsida; Malvales; Malvaceae
Source: RefSeq, a predicted model, not a curated record